Molecule: messenger RNA, 300 nt
Organism: Marasmius oreades (fairy-ring Marasmius)
Lineage: Eukaryota; Fungi; Basidiomycota; Agaricomycetes; Agaricales; Marasmiaceae
Exons: 1
Coding region: 1-300 (99 amino acids)
Source: RefSeq, a predicted model, not a curated record
AUGGCCAAAACGCUUGUUGAACCAAGCUCCGGAUCCUCCCCCAACUUGAAGAACCUUGCCGUCAAGUUCGUGUCAAGUUCGUGGACUCUCGUGCGUUCCCGGUUGGACGAAGCUGAUUCGACCCUUCAACCACACCCUGAAAAAGUGCCCGGGUUUCUUCCACACGCGCUGACAUCUUCUCAGAAUGGCAUGCAACUUGAACUUCCUGUAUUGAAGAACUUCUUCACUCCGGCCGGCAGGUGUUCCAUAGUCACCUUUGUUCUGGACCAGCAGGGCGAGGUAACAGAGGACUGUAAUUGA